Helianthus annuus (common sunflower) is the source of this 3840-nucleotide messenger RNA. RefSeq names its product formamidopyrimidine-DNA glycosylase. The coding region runs from base 2245 to 3774 and encodes 509 amino acids. The transcript is spliced from 10 exons. Gene Ontology annotation, molecular function: damaged DNA binding; DNA N-glycosylase activity; DNA-(apurinic or apyrimidinic site) endonuclease activity. Gene Ontology annotation, cellular component: nucleus. NCBI's taxonomy places the organism in Eukaryota, Viridiplantae, Streptophyta, Magnoliopsida, Asterales, Asteraceae. Gene Ontology annotation, biological process: base-excision repair. The record is from RefSeq and is a predicted model, not a curated record.
UUUUUUUUUUUUUUUUUUUUUUUUUUUUUUUUUUGUGUCAUUUUCCUUUAUUUUAAUGAAGGGCAAAAUGAUCUUUUAACUUUUUAUUAUAACAAAUUAAAAAAAUUAAAAUCGACCUUGUAAAUCAGUGGCAAAGUAAAUCAAUAUUCUCACUCUCUCUCCUUUCUCUCUCUAACCUACAAACACUCUCUCCCUAACCUACAGACCACCACCCGGUUACCACCAUCACAACCCGACCAUCACCACCACUCUCUAACCUACACACAUACACUCUUUCUAACUUACAGACCACCACCGCCCGGUUAUCGGCAUCACUUGACCACCACCACCUGGUGCCGCUACCACCCAGUUACAUCCACCACCCUAAAUUGAAAAACUUACUAAAAACAAAUCCUUCAAACCCCAAGUUUUGAUUUCAAUUCACUAUCUCCCCAAAAGGGUUCAUCACAAAUCUAAUUUCCCCCAAACCUACAAAACCCCAACUGAAAAAUCUUGCACCAAAAAGACUCAUAAAUCAACCAAUCAUGUCAACUGAAACACCCAUCCCAUAUCCAAAAUCGACACCAGCACCAAACUUCCAUAGUUGUCUGCUAAUUCCCUAUUACCUUUAAUUUUACACGUAGAUUGUUUACUAGAGUUCCUACACUUCCUAAGACCAUUCAUAAUAAGGAGAUAUAAAACCAUUAAAAACGUGUCUACUCAGCUGAUAUCUUAGAAAAACAUUAUUUUUCAAAAACACCCAAUAAGAUUACAUAAAAACACCGGAAAAACAUUAACACGUCAUUAUAACAUUUUUUUUAUUUUGAACCAUUUAUUUAUUUCUCUCUCUCUAUAUAUAUAUAACAGUACAGAGCCCCAACUCCAAUUUAUUUUUUCUUGUUUUUGGCCUAGAACUACAACCCAAAAAAGAGACAUAAAAAAUGAACUACACAAUAGUAAAACUUGAUGAUGUGACAUUUUUUUUUGAAGGCUAAAAAUAAGAAAAAAAAAUAUCCUAUUGUUAAUGCUCUAAGCCGAAUUUUCACAACUGUAAUUUUUUUUCUUAAAAUUCGAGGUUCUGUUCAAGUGAGAGCCUAAAACCCUUACUUGAGUUAAAUCCCUGACAUAACAAUUUUUUUUUUCUUCAAAAAGUUCAAUUUAAAGCCUUAAAAAUAGAUAAAUAUUCACCAAGCUAUUCUUGUAUUGAUUUAAAAACUCUCCAAAUUCUUUCAACGUCAUCAUCCUCUAAAUCUAAGGGCAGUGGGGGUGGAUCGUUAAUCAACCGUGAUAGCCAAAGUCCACGCGUGAUAAAAACAAAACUUCCACCGCCACCGAAAAUGUCCACGCGUUGAAAACAAAUUCCGUUAUUUUCUUCACGCGUUGAAAACAGAUAUUGAAACAAAUUCCGUUUAAGAUUGUUUUGUCCUUUUAUGUUGAAUUAAUAGCAACUUUGAUGAAAAGUGCAAAUUAGCCCCUCAACUUUUGUUAGCUAUUUUAAAUAGCUUUCCUUUAAUUGCAAUUCAGGUCCCUCAUCUUUAUAUAAAUUUUAAUUGCCCAUCUCGACGAACCGUUUAAGUCGGCUGUAAUUCAACAAAAACGCGAGAUUUGCGAAAGGUGGGGUUGGGAGAUGCCACCCGUUUAAUUUAAGUUUUUUUUUCCAAUGUUUAGUUGUUUUUUUAUUUUGCUAUGUAAUUUAUUUUUUAAUUUUAAUGAAAUUUAUAAUUUAGUGUUUUAUUGUUAAUUUCUAAUUAAAAAAAAAUUUGUGAGUGAUGGAAUUCCAUCACUAGUGAUGACCACCGCCACUAAAAAGGCUUGUGAGUGAUAGAAUAGUGAUUGAUGACAUAGCGGAACUUGAUUGGAUGUUUGUAAGUGAUGGAAUUCUAUCACUAGUGACCAUCCCCACUCCCCUAACUUAAAAGACGAGUUACUCGUUGACUUUGAGUCAGAAGACGAGUUAAUCACUUGUGCAGUACCAGCCGCGGCCAACUUAGGCAGGGCGAGGCACCUCACGGGUUCAGGGUACAGUGCGGGUUGGCGUGCAUCUUGAAGAGUUGAAGUGUCCGGGUAUUGUUUGCCGCAUGAAACAAAAACGAAAAAUGGACACUUGGAGUUAAACGGUCAAACAUAGGACCGUUGAAUGUUUAAAAAAAUAAUAAUAAAAAUAAAUAAAUAAUUUUUUAAACAUUAUAAAUAAGUAAAUAACCCCUUAUUGUUAUUUUCAAUUUCAUUUCUGCUCAAACCUUCAUCUUUUCUCUUCAUUUGUUAAUGGCUGAUGAUCUUCGUAUAUUUUUACCACUUUUACUGCCCGACACUUCUGAUUCUUCGUCAAGCGACAGUAGCUUGGAUUUUUUCAAAGAUCUCAUUGAGCAAGCCAAAGCAGCAGAACUUCUAGAAGAGUUCGAACAUUCUAACGAACAAUCUAGAAGAGUUCGAAUUAACCGCAACAACGAUCUUCUAAAGAGAGAGCGUGAACCGGAGCUUCCAGAAGUAGAAGCUUCUAGAAGAGCCAUUGCAGAGAACUGUAUCGGAAAGAAGAUUAUACGAUCUGUUGUUGCCGACGACGACGAUGCUUACGUCAUCGACGGUGUUUCACGUUCCGAUUUUGAAGCAUCUCUCACCGGAAAAACAAUCGUCGGAGCUCAUCGUAAGGGGAAGAUUAUGUGGAUUGAGCUUGAUUCUCCUCCUUUUCCGUUGUUUCAGUUUGGAUCGGCGGGUGCUAUAUAUAUCAAAGGUAUUGAUGGAAAGAAGUAUAAAAGGUCUGCGGUUCGAGAUACAGAUGAAUGGCCUUUCGAAUGUUCCAAGUUAUUUAUAGAACUAGACGAUGGUUUGGAGCUAUCGUUUAUUGACAAAAGGCGAUCUGCAAAAGUCCGCUUACUUGAAAAUCCGGCUACUGUGGCCCCGAUAUCUGAACUUGGUCCAGAUGCCUUUUUGGAGCCAAUGACACAAGAUGAACUCUUUGAAGCACUGAGCAAGAAGAAGGUUGCCAUAAAGACUCUCUUACUCGAUCAGAGCUUUAUUUCAGGUAUCGGUGAUUGGAUUGCAGAUGAAGUUCUAUAUCAGGCAAAAAUCCAUCCACUUCAGGCUGCUGCGAGCAUUCCUAAAGAAGUAUGUGCAGCACUGCAUAUGUCCCUUAAAGAGGUUAUUGAGCAUUCAGUUGAAGUUGAUGCGGUCAGCAGUCAUUUUCCGGUUGAUUGGUUAAUUCAUUAUAGAUGGUGCAAAAAACCUGGAAAAAUAAACGGAAUGGCAAUCGAGUUUAUCAAUGUUGGAGGCAGGACAACUGCGUACGUACCCGAGUUACAAAAGCUAAGUGGAGACCAAGCAGUCAAAGUGGCAGUCAAACCGGUACACUUGUUGGGUGAAGAAAGCUUCGGCCCGAGUCAAAAAAGAAAGUCUUCGGAUUCGGGAAUUUAUAGAGCGGAUACACCGAAUGUAGAAGUCUCGAGCGGAUUCGUUAUUCCCGACAUAAACGAGGAUCCCUCGCCAAGACGACAAAAGAGAAGGGAGAAAAAGGACAAAGGGCCGUCUUCAAGAAACGAAUAUCCAAGAGAUAUAACCGGUAGAUUCGAAGAAUACAUGGCCAUGAAAAAAGAGUUAAUGGAUAUUAAACGUAUACGAGAAGAAAAAUACUUGACCUUGGCGGAUGAGCAACGAGAGGCGUUGCGACAAAUAAUGUACGACAAUGACUUUGAGACAUUUAAUCGGCCUACCGACAAUGUUCACCCUUCGAUGUUGGAAAUCACACUCGCUAGAAAACGUGAGAUCGCAAAAAAAUAUGGAUGGCCUUGUAAUUUUUAGUUUUUUUAAACUUAGAUUUUAAUGUAAUGCUUUAUUUUUAUUUAUAACAGUUUGAUGUUUUUUCCA